AUGGAAAGUAUCUCAUCUGGAACAAACAUUUCACAGAUUAGAUCCUCCUUCUCCUCCCUUCUGGAAACCAAGAAGCUGCCCAUUGACCAGUGCGAGUGGGAAGGCUAUUUUGAUGAGAGCGGCCACCUGGUGAAAUCCUGGGAUUUUAUUUCAUCCAGCAUCCUCGACAGGGGCCUGGACCCAUCCGUGAGGUCAGAAGCGUGGAAGUUCCUCACCGGGUACUACCCGUGGAGCAGUUCGCGAGAUGAGAGGCUUGCGGUUGAAGGCGUGAGGAGGAAGAAUUAUGAGUCCUUGGCCAAGAUGUACAACAAGAUACAGCCAUUGCUGGAGACGGAGCACAGGGGUUUCUCUCAAGUCUGCAGAUUCAUCAACUCAGACCUGCAGAGACUGUACACGAGAGAUGCCCAAGGCCAGACCAGGGUGGACAAGAAGCAAAUGGAAAAGAUCCUUUUGUUAAGCUACGUGUGCAACAUGGAGGCUGAAUACCAGCAAGGCCUUCAUGAGAUGCUCCUGCUCUUCCAUCUUCUAGCUGAGCAGGAACAUGAGAUCUACUGGCUCUUCCAGUUCUUCCUCCAGAAAACAGAGCACAGCUGUGUGAUGAACAUAGGUGUGGGGAAGAAUUUGAUCAUGCUGAAGGCAUUGAUUGCAUUUAUGGAUCCCACCUUUGCAAAACACCUAGAAGGAAAAGGCACACAAGUUAUUCAGUCAUUGUUCCCCUGGUUUUGCUUCUCCUUCCAGCGAGUGUUCAAAUCCUUCUACGAUGUCUGGAGGCUCUGGGAGGUUUUCCUGACAGGGAAGCCCUGCCGAAAUUUCCAGGUGAUUGUGGCCUAUACGCUGCUGCAGACAGUGAGAGACCAGAUCCUGCGGGAGAACAUGGGUGGAGAUGACAUCCUGAUGCUCUGUGGGAACCUUGUGGACCUGGAUGCUGACCAGCUGAUCUCCGAAGCCUGCUCCACCUAUGACCGCCUCCUGGAACAUGCAGACAAGGCCGCCUGGCCCAGCUCCCCUCCACGGGAGCGGGGACGCGCCGUUAUCGCCCCGUCGCAGGCAGGGAGCCCCCACUGCCGGGCUGCCAGGAAAAUCACUAAGCAGCUGCCGCGGCUGGUGGAAGGUGAUGAUGCCUUGGAAGUAAAACUUCAGCCCCUGCGUAAUUCAGCCUCAGCAAACUCUUCCUCAGAUGCUGGCUCACCCCAGAUCAAGAGGCUGUUGCGGGAGCAGGGUGAUGGACGCGGGCUGCAUCAGCCCACCUCCACGGCUGCCGGGGUGCCUGCCCGCACUGUCCAGCCACCAGGAGCGAGUCACUGGCAACGUGCACGCCACUUGGGCCAGCUCCUUGCCUUGAAAUCUGCUGCUGACAGGGACCUGCACUUGGCCAAUGGGUCCUUGAACAGCUCUGGGAUAACCGUGGCUCCCUACGUGCUGCUGCUGAGCACCUGGGCAAGGUGCAGCCGUGAGGACUGGGAUGUGUGA
Rhea pennata is the source of this 1470-nucleotide messenger RNA. It is a transcript of the gene TBC1D21, whose product is annotated as TBC1 domain family member 21. Lineage: Eukaryota; Metazoa; Chordata; Aves; Rheiformes; Rheidae. The coding region runs from base 1 to 1470 and encodes 489 amino acids. The record is from RefSeq and is a predicted model, not a curated record. Gene Ontology annotation, biological process: activation of GTPase activity. The transcript has 13 exons. Gene Ontology annotation, molecular function: GTPase activator activity.